Molecule: messenger RNA, 5340 nt
Organism: Patella vulgata (common limpet)
Lineage: Eukaryota; Metazoa; Mollusca; Gastropoda; Patellidae
Exons: 23
Coding region: 359-4015 (1218 amino acids)
Biological process (GO): cell surface receptor protein tyrosine kinase signaling pathway; protein phosphorylation; multicellular organism development
Cellular component (GO): signaling receptor complex
Molecular function (GO): ATP binding; protein binding; transmembrane receptor protein tyrosine kinase activity
Source: RefSeq, a predicted model, not a curated record
UCCGACUGACUCAAUAUUUUGAUUUAAGACCAGAUGAAUGGACAAGAUCGUCAUAUUAUAGCUUUGGAAUGAAAUACUUAAACUAAUUCGACCUCCCCUUUAAUCUUUAAAUGACGUCGAAUUUGUUGAUGCCCGAAGACGGAUGAAGUUUAAUGUUCCAUUUCCCAUAAAAAUGAUAUUGUUGACGCCUGUCUGCAUCACGUUUCACAGAAGGAUCCUGGUGUCGAGUUAGAAGGAUGAAAACCGAAUGCACUGCACAGUCUUAUCAGUUCUGACAGAUUUUGUACAAUAAGCGGACGAUAGUAGAAGUGGUCUAUGUAUAUAAACCAUUGAUGUCACUUGUUAUAUUCUCAUCAAUAUGACGUUGAUCUUGAAUAUAGUGCUAAUAAUACUCUCUGUGUUGAUAUCGACAUCGAUCGGACAAACUUGGAGUGGAAACGUCUGUUCCAGACUGAUAUGUACAUCGGAAAGGGUUCGUGUCUGCAGUUAUCGUACAUGGAGAGCAUGCUGUGCCUAUAAAUGGGUUUCAAAAACUAAAUACCGGACGGAGCAAUUCUGCUGUAGUGGAUGGCGGGAUACAAAUGGCAACCGCGUCUGUAACCAAGCUAUCUGUUAUCCACCCUGUGAAAAUGGAGGAACGUGCUCAAGACCCAAUAAAUGUGACUGUCUGAGGGGUAACGAUGGACCCACUUGUGCUGGAGUAACGUGUUCUCAUAUAAAGCCGUGUUAUCCGGGUGUGUGCAGCAACCAAAAGACAUGUCAAUGCCAGGAAGGGUUUACCGGAAACACUUGCCAAAUCAGACAAAGUAAAGCCAGUCAACUAUCUAAUAUUUGGUUGUGUAGAGCUACCUUGUCAAACGUAGAGCGAGUCAGUAACAUGGAGAAAUAUAAUUUUGUGACGGAUGCGUCAGACCCAUCUGACCCUAGCCCAGAUGAGAUCUGGUCCAACCAGCUGACAUACAAUUAUCUAAUGGUCCAGGCGUCUGCGCAGUUUAAUCCCGACGUACCUGCGCCUCCGGAGUAUAUCAAAGGAGCAGAAUUUGGAGUUGUUCGUUCUUCUAUCACCGUGACACUAACGAAGAUACCACGCCCAGGAGAGCCUGUGGAGCCUAUAACUCAGGUAUACCCCUGUCCAGAAAUUUCUGCAACCAGUAGGAGUUAUAGUUUCUGGAAUUGUACUGUAGUAGAAGAAGAUUUUGUUUACCAAAUGGAAUCCGGUGACAAUUUAACUGUGACGUCAAACUUCUUCAGUGGUGGCUAUCGGGAUCUGGUAGACCUCAACAGCGGGCGCUUAUAUAAGACAGAGAACUAUACUACCUUAUCUUCCAGUAAAAGGCUUUUAUUCAAAUUUGAUAAAAUUAAACCUACGCACUGUAACAAGAAUUGCCGUAAUGGCGAAACUCCUUUAAACGUUGGUAGGGACGUUACACAGAAUGCUAUAAGUUUAACUUGGAGUGGGUACGAGGACUCGUUAUCAGGCAUGUAUCGCUAUGCCUGGGAAAUCUUUAAGUUAGAUAUAGUCGAUACAAGUCACCGCCUACGUGAAAAAGAACCCUUGAAUCCGAUGAAAAUUGAAGAAGUUUUUCAUAAUAAUCUAACUUUUCCCAUAAUUUACAAACCGCCAGUUCCGGGCAUGUACUCGGUUAUAUUAGAAGCAUCCGACAGAGCCAAUAAUUCAAUCUACGUCAGACAGUUGGUCCUUUACGACAACCAAUCAAGUAUUGAACAAAAAACCGCCAUAUCAUUUCCGACGAAAACAAGUCCUCCUAAAACCCUCGACGUAUGGCAGAGUAACCUAGAUGCUGACAUUACGAUUGAUUGGUCAGGCCAUUUUGUCAAUGCAUUACACUAUGACAACGGCUAUCUGAAUGAAGUGCUAAAAUACCCGGUUCAGUUUGCAGGAGAAGACCCCGUAGUUGGAAGUAUUGAUAAUUUUAAGCAAAAAUUUAUCAGGUUUGAUGACGAAACUGGUCAAAGGUCAACGAAGAGUGUCCCAAAUAUCCGCGGUAUAAUCGACUUUACCAUACAAUGGAAACUUAACGGAAAACGUUUGAAGGAAGAAAGAAAAUUACAGGAUAACAAGACAAUGAAAGGGGUGCUACGCAAAGAUGGCGACACGUUAGAAGUUAGUAUUAUAGCUAGCGAUAUAAUGGGGCAUAAAAGCACGGACACGGCAAAACUUCAUUUUGAUUCUACUGAUCCAAAUUUAGAUGACAUUACUAAAAACAGUGGUACUGUGACAGAUAUGUCGUAUACGUAUGGAACAAGAAUGACGUUUAAGGCGACAGAUGAGGACAGCGGAAUUCAUGAGAUAAGAUAUCGUCUAGAAAGAAGAAACACUGUUGAUGAACCACUUGAGGUUGUAGAAUCCGGAGAGGUACAAGGUCAACUCGUACAGAGAUGUGAAGCUGGUGAUGAUACAUGUUAUUGCGUUAAAAUGGGGAAGUGUUAUAAAGUGGAGUACACAUUAGAUGUUGAUCACUGUUGGUUUAACGUCUCGAAGAAUUACCUCGACACCGCCAUCAUAGAUCUUAAAAUGGAUGCUGUAAAUUCUGCUGGUCUAAUAACAGCCAAGUCAACACAGUUCUCAAAUAUUAGAAGUCUAAGUGGUAUUGGAUACUAUUCGGCUCCAGAUAAUCUACGAGUUGUAAAAUCCAGCUACAAUUCUGUUCAAAUUGGUUGGAAUAAAUCUGAGAGUUGUUAUUAUUUGACGGAAUUCUGGUUAAAGCGGUCAGAUCGGGGCCAGAAAGAAAAAGUUCAUCGUUUAAAUAGGUUUGAAGAAAUAGGCUUUUUACAACCCGAAACGAAUUACACAGUUGAAUUAAUAGCCGGUUACGAUGGUUAUAUGAGUGAUCCCGUUAUCAUCGUUUUCAUCACAGAAAAGAAACCUGAAGAAGCGGGUUUAACAGCUGGAGCUAAAGCCGGGAUAGGAAUAGGUAUAAUUUUACUAAUUAUUAUAAUAGUUCUAAUCGCUGGUUUUAUAUAUACUGGAGGAGCUUUAUUCAGCGUUAUCAUGGGUCGCACCAAAACUUACAAGAAGGAAGACGACAAGGAGGGACAACCGAAAAGGACAUUGUUUAGUGGUGAUGAAGACAUCUAUAUAUAUGGGGUAGGUAGUGGGGGAGGAGUUAACCUUCCCUUGGCACAUAUCGUACCCAAAUGUGAUAUCGCCUUACAAGAAUUGAUUGCACAAGGAAAGUUUGCCAAGGUCUACAAGGCCAGUAUGACUGGUAAAAACGACCAACAAAGCAUUAUUGCGGCCAAACUCUUACUGGAUAAUUUCACUGAAGAUGAACAGCGAUUGAUGUGUGCCAAGAUAACAUUUAUGAGUGACGUAAUUGGAGAACAUCCAAAUGUACUACAGUUUAUAGGAGCAGUGGUUGAUAAUGACAUCUGGGGACCCACGAUGUUGAUAGAAUAUUGUGAGAUAGGUCAACUCAUAACCUGGCUUCAUGAACAUAAAAAAUCUGUAAAUGAUGACAUCAUUGAACGGUUAUUUCAAUUUUCCUAUGGUAUUGUAAAAGGAAUGGCCUACUUGUCUUCAAUUAAUGUUAUACACCGACGUCUGGCAGCAAGAAAUGUUCUACUGACUUUUGUAUUGGAGCCAAAAAUAACAGGAUUCGGUCCGUCUGUUGUGGAUACCACAGAUGACCAGAAAGCGGAAAGAGUACCAGUAAGAUGGGUUGCUCCGGAAUGUUUCCAAUCAACUAAAGCCGCUACAGAGAAAAGUGAUGUCUGGUCUUUUGGUAUUAUAUUAUAUGAAAUCUUCACUCUGGGUGACCAACCAUAUCCGACCUUGACAACAGAGAAUGUUGUACCUAAAGUCAGACAUGGUCACAGAAUGAAACAACCAGAACUUGCUGAUGAAUUUAAUUAUAAUCUGAUGACUCGAUGCUGGAGUGAGGACCAACAUGACCGGCCAAAAUUUGUGGAGCUCCAGAACAUGUAUCAACGUUUCAUGAAUGGCGAGCCUAAUGAUAAUGACUAUAGUAAUUAUUCAAGAUAUACAGAUUAGGUACUUUAAAUUAAACACACAUAUAUAUGGCCAGAACGCAAAGACAUAAAAACAUUUGGUUUUUUUGUUUUGUUGGGUUUUUUUUUGGGGGGGGGGGUACUUAAACAUACAUUAUGCAAGAGCUAAAUCUGCCUAUUGCAGGUCUUUCCCUAACUCUGAAAUUAAUUAACUUAUCCAAACCAUAAUCAACUCGCGAUGCCAUCUUAUGUGUCUGAUUUUCUCUGGAUUUGAAUCCGAUCUACUGCUCAACGCUCAUUGAUGAUUAAAAAUCGAGACUAUGUUUUUUUUAUUAUUGUACCGACUUUAGUAAUGAUGAUCGAGAAUAGACUUAAAAUUCAAAAGCAAAAUAUCUCGGUUAAGAGUGGAGUAAUUGGACUGAAAUUUUCAACAUAUUCUAUUUACAUUAUCGAUUUUUUAAAACUAUUUUAGCGAGAACAGUCAACUCUUUAUCUUAUCUCCCAUAAUGCCUCUUCAACUUAAUUAUCGUUCUUUAGUUUGUUUUAGUUCUUGCGGUAAAUUAUAAUAUCAAUAUUUUCAUUUAGAUAUAAAUUUAGCCCAAUCAACAAUGUGUUAUUGAGACUAUUUUAACCGGUGAUUAGUUUAAAUAUUUUAGAUAGUCGUUAUCUACAGUUUAAUAUAGGCUAUGCUUGUUCCCUAUCCCUAUUCAGAUAUAAAUCUGAAUAAAAAUAUUGUUUAUAAAAAACGACCCCCACCCGGCUUCAUAUUUAUCCCGUCUUUAUUAGCCCAGUCGGAGCAGAACACUAGGACGUUAAACCCCAUUUGAUUUUAUAUAUUUGAACUCAGAACAUAUUACUGAUGCGUUUCUCGUCUGUGGAUAUAUGUAUGUUUGUGUUCAGGUGUUAGAAGACGGCGAUACUAUUUUCUAUGGUCGGUAAAAUACUAAUCUCUCUCUCUCUCUCUCUCUCUCUCUCUCUCACUCAUAUUAGCACAGUCAGUGUAUUAAAGUAGGUCGUUAAACCUCAUUUCAUUUUAUUUUAGCUUGCAUAAGAAUAUAUUAUAUAUAUUAUAUAUUUUAUCGUUUUUUGUAUAUCAAGCUUUUUAUAUUUGGAUUCUAUUGUUGUAGCAUGAUAACAUGUUUGCUUGUUUGUUCCUGGAAUUGUAGAAAUUGUUGGUCAAAGCACGCGAACGAAUUCUGAAGAAUUAUAGCUGCUAUACGCCAUAAUGUCUAAAAGGACUGGACUAUAUUGUAGAAAGUUUUACGACUUGAUGAUCUUUAUUUGUUAUAAAUUAGCCAUUUAUAUAGGACUACUGUCGUCUGCGUUCAUGCUUUGUAUUUUUGUAUGAAAUAAACUUUUUUUAUAUUA